Molecule: messenger RNA, 856 nt
Organism: Cylicocyclus nassatus
Lineage: Eukaryota; Metazoa; Nematoda; Chromadorea; Rhabditida; Strongylidae
Source: the annotation of a GenBank genome assembly
AUGAGCACUGUGGAGGAGUACCAGCUAGUGGCAGCUGGCCUAAUGCAUAACGCUCUUGUUCAGUCUGCUCCUAUCAUGGGGAAGCUUUUGUCAAAAAUAUUUGGCAAGAAAGAAAUGCGAAUACUCAUGUUAGGAUUAGACGCUGCUGGAAAAACGACUAUAUUGUACAAAUUGAAGCUGGGCCAAUCAGUAACGACGAUACCAACUGUGGGAUUCAACGUUGAAACAGUGACAUAUAAAAAUGUGAAAUUCAACGUAUGGGAUGUGGGAGGGCAGGACAAAAUUCGCCCACUUUGGAGGCACUAUUAUACGGGUACACAGGCACUUAUUUUUGUCCUAGAUGCAGCUGAUCGUGACAGAGUCGAUGAAGCACGAGUUGAACUACAUCGUAUCAUCAACGACCGAGAGAUGAAAGAGGCUAUAAUUCUUGUUUUUGCCAAUAAGCAAGAUCUUCCCGACGCCAUGAAACCCCACGAGAUUCAAGACAAAUUGGGUCUCACACGAAUUCGGGACAGGAAUUGGUAUGUGCAGCCUACCUGCGCUGCACAAGGAGAAGGCUUGCACGAAGGCUUAUCUUGGCUUAGUAGUAACUGCAAGCCCUAGCACUUCUGCCAUUCAGAAAAGAUUCUUAUCAGUCUUCAUUUGUAUUUCUGUGUUGAUUCCUCUAAGAGAUUGUGCACACCAUUGUCCUCAUAAGGAGAAUGACGAUAACCGUGCCACGGCUGUGCCGAUUGUAUAUUGAACGUAUUUUAAUACAGUGCCAAUGUGCCCAGUGGUUCUCGCACAUUAAUCUUUGCCGUUUAUAAUGUCAAAUCGGAUAUGUUACCAAUUCAGCUGAUUUCGUUAUGUCAGCUAG